Messenger RNA from Camponotus floridanus (Florida carpenter ant), 1935 nucleotides. Its product is annotated as BRISC and BRCA1-A complex member 1. Gene Ontology annotation, cellular component: BRISC complex; BRCA1-A complex; nuclear body. The record is from RefSeq and is a predicted model, not a curated record. The transcript is spliced from 3 exons. Gene Ontology annotation, biological process: double-strand break repair; protein K63-linked deubiquitination; positive regulation of DNA repair. Lineage: Eukaryota; Metazoa; Arthropoda; Insecta; Hymenoptera; Formicidae. The coding region runs from base 277 to 1215 and encodes 312 amino acids.
UCGCAUGGGCUUGCAAGGAUGCAGGCAAAUCGGUGAAAAUAUCGUGCUACGCUUAUUGAUACCUUUAUGAUCGCUAAUAAUAAUUUUCAAAGUUAUCUGAGUUGAAGUAUUUAAUAUUACGCGACGAAACCUAACGCGCUAUGUGAGGUUUCCAAGUCGCUUUGGUUCCGAUCAAUUCGGACAACGUAUUCAGUGAAGAAAAGUCACAAAGCCAGGCUUGGAACAGCAAAGAAAAAAUUCCAUUUAUUCGCUACGCUAAACAUUUAGGAUAUAAAUAUGUCAGAUAAAGAAUCAAACGACGAGAUCGAGGUGAUAUCCGAGAGAUUGCAGGUCGCCACGACCAUAGAUUCCGCGCACAAUAACGUGCAACAACAACAGGGAAAAGGCUCGCGGAAAAACAGUAAUAAUGUUCAACCUGGGGACGUCAGAAAGUCUUGCUCCGCUAUCACUAAGACUACCACUACCACGCUGGACAAUUGUGUCCUGGUGAGGAAUAUUCCCGAGCUCAAUCUGCCCGAAAAGAUUAUUUUUGUUAUUGAUACAGUCCGAGAGCAGCAAUGCACGCCUUUCAAGCUUGGCACUGGAGCGACGUUCUCACCAUUGUACAUGAUAAGACGCGUUGUCGAGAGCUUUGUUGGUGCAAAAUCAACAAUACAACCCGGAGUACACGAGUACGCCCUGAUGAGUCUGGGUUCGCAGGGUGCGUCAUGGCUCUGCGACUAUACCAGCAACAUUAAGACAGUGGUCAAUCACCUGGAGAGCAUCACGGAGGAUGUGCUGGACGAGGAGCAAAAGACCUACGAUCUAGGACAGUUGUUCGAGGCGAUACACGCGCGAAUAGCGAUACCAGCGAUGAAUCAGCCAAUUUUCGUCUCGCGUGUCAUCUUGAUCUAUGGACGAUCAAACUCUAUUCCCAAGUUUCAUACUGGUCACAAGUAUCUGGAAAAUUUGACAGGAAAUCCGUGUUUCUUCUUGGACGUGCUAUUCGUUCACGAACCAGCCAGCGAUGAUAAUAUGUGCGAGGCGGUAUACGCCGAAAUCGCGGCUCUAGAUACUACAAGUUAUUCUUAUAUCUUAGAAGUCGGCAGAAAUCCUGCUAAGCUGCACGAUAAUAUGGCAAAACUCUUGGCGCAUCCGCUGCAACGUCCACUGCAGAAAGAUGCUUUUUAUAGUUUUAUUUCAAAUACAGCACAGGAAGUGCAUACUAAUGUAUAGAAUGCUGUGUAUAUUUGCAUUAUUUAUUUUCAUUGAAAGGACAUCACUUUGUUGCUGUGAUUUGUAUUACAUCUUAUAUUAUCACAUCUUGAACAAAGAUUUCAAAACUUUGUGAUACAACGCUUUGCUGUUAAAGCGGAAAGCUUUUCAAGUAAAGGUGCGCCCGCAGAUUUGACAGAAAAAUGGCCUUAUUCUGGAAUGCGUUUGUUGAUGUCUGAUGAGAUUAGAUGCAUAUGAGAAUUUUUGUUGAUAUUCGUUACAUGUGUAAGACUGGUCGCCAGUAUGUUUCCUCUUGUGCUUAUUGAGAACUCCUGUGUGAAUUGAACUUCUGACAGAAGUCGCACGUCAAUUGGCAUAGUUUUCUUCUUGUCCCUCCAGCAUUUUCGUCCAAUUGCGAAGUAGCGGUACCAAUGUGUUCUCCGUAUACGCGAAGCUUCAAUUACAAACACCAAUUUUCGCGGCUUUUCCGGAUUGUAUAUUCUUGUAGGAAAUUACGUGAUAAUAUGGAUUAUACUUUGCAUUUAAAGAGUUUCAUUGACUUGCGACUUUUCUGUCAUCUCUAAAUUGCCAAUUGAAUUGCCUGUUGGAGUUUUUGUAUCAACUUUUCUGACGGUUAUUAUCUCAAGAAGUAAAAAAUCAGGAAAAUUCUUCUUGAGAUCUUUGAGAAUUUAGUGAUAGGAGGAGAACAAACUGUGUUCAAAAUCUCUAAAUAUAGAUAAA